AUGGCUGAGGGUGCCAUCCACGAGUGGAUACAGGAGUGGCAGAGCAUCAAGCCAGUGGACAUCAAAUCAAGCGCGGCCACCCUGAUGGCGGACCAGGACACCACGGCGGCGCUGCUCCGGGUGUUCGAGGACCCCAGCCUGCAGCACCUGCUGGACAGCGUGUGCGGCCAGCUGCUGACGUUCUACCGCUCCCGGGAGCCGAACCUGCUGCACUUCAGCCUGCAGUGCCUUCCGCCGCUGAUGCACGCCUACCUGAACGCCGUCGCCACGCGGGACCGACAGACCUGCCAGGCGACCGAGGCGCUCCUGCUGGGCAUGUACAACCUGGAGGUGGUGGACGAGCGCGGCCAGCCGAGAGUCGUCUCCUUCCGCAUGCCGACUCUCAUCAAGCAGUCCGUCUACCACGAGCCGCUGCACAUGGCGCCGUCCAGCCUGACCGAACACUCGCUGUCGCGGCUGGAGCUGGGCGACGCCUUCUCGGUCAAGUGGGGCCCGCUGCCACAGGCGAAGACGGUGCGCGCCGCCAACCGCCAGCGCAUCCUGACUGCGCUGAUGACCGUCUACAAUCGGUACCUGAGUCAGCUGUCGGCACCGGCGCUGCAGCUGGAGUUCCUGCACGCUGUCUACUUCAUCAUAACGCCGUCCCUGCACCUGGACCCCAGCGACCCCGCCUAUACCUACUGCAGGUACGAGCAGGUGACGCCGGCCGCCACGCAGGCGCUGGAGGCGGUCGCCUUCCGCGGCCAGUACGAGGUCAGCGCGCGCGUCAUCGUCGCCGCCAACGCCAUGCGGAAUUCGCUCAACAUCUCGCCCGCCGGUGAGGAGGGCCAGUGGGGGCACGUGCGCCCUCUGAAGCUGCACGCCGCCAUCCGCAAGAUCCGGCGCCGGAUGCGCUUCCGCCGCAUGCGCUCCGACCGCGAGCUGGAGCCGGCGUGGGAGUCGCCGGAGAGCAGCAGCGGCGGCGACGAUCACGCGCACGGCGUCGUGUCGGCCGACAGCUUCCAGUGGAUCCUGACGCCCGAGGAGCACCACCAACUGCAGCAGUGGCGCGUCGGCCGCUGGAAGUGCCUGUCCAACGACUUUUCGCUGCGGAGGAGCCGCUCGCAGCGACGCGACACCGAGGAGGAGGCGGCGGGGCACGACAUUCCGAUCCAGCCGGGCGUCGACCGAGAUGGCGAGGCGCUGACGGCCAUCUCCGAGCAGAACGAGGAGGAGCCGUGCGACGCGCCGGCCGGCAAGCUCAAGCUCAAGGAUCGCAAGCACCGGCCAGCCGAGCGCGAGCGCAGCGGGCCCGACAACGCGCGCAACUCGCUGUCGCUGAACGGCGAGGAGGCGGCCGACUGGGCGGCGCCGCCGCUGGCGCGCAUCGACGCCAUCGAGCUGCGCGUGGUGAGCUCGGGCUCGGAGAGCGCCACGCCGCGCCGCGAGCGCCGCGAGACGGACAGCUCUUCCGUCACCAGCACGGCUUCGGGCACGUAUGGGGACGAGACCAGGCUGCUGGCAUAA
Pollicipes pollicipes is the source of this 1506-nucleotide messenger RNA. It is a transcript of the gene Hyccin, whose product is annotated as PI4KA lipid kinase complex subunit hyccin. The record is from RefSeq and is a predicted model, not a curated record. The coding region runs from base 1 to 1506 and encodes 501 amino acids. NCBI's taxonomy places the organism in Eukaryota, Metazoa, Arthropoda, Thecostraca, Pollicipedomorpha, Pollicipedidae. The transcript is spliced from 12 exons. Gene Ontology annotation, biological process: phosphatidylinositol phosphate biosynthetic process; protein localization to plasma membrane. Gene Ontology annotation, cellular component: plasma membrane.